AAUCGCAGAGCAGGCAGGGCAAGGUGCGCGCGGUUGGACCUUGAUCCCACAGAACCAUGCUGGCUGUGCUGGUGGCAGCCGCGGCCGGGCUGCUGCUGCUGCUGCUGCUGCUUCAAGGCAGCUGGUUCCCCUUCCUAUGGGCUGACCUGGGAGCCUUUGUGAAUAUAUUGAGCACAGCCCUGCGCUGCCGCUGGCGUUUGUCCCGCCGGCCUCCCGUCACCCUGCUGCAGGUUUUCCAAAGCCACGCUCGACGCCGACCCCAUCACCCCCUGCUGCUGUUCCAGGAUGAGGUGCACACCUUUGGGGACGUGGAACGGAGGAGCAACCGCGCCGCUCGCGUCUUCGCCCUGCGUUUGGGUUUGCAGCCGGGUCAAACGGUGGCCGUUUUUCUCCCCAACCUGCCUGCCUACGUCUGGACGUGGUUGGCGUUGGCCAAGCUGGGCUGCGCCAUGGCCUGCCUCAACUGCAACGUGCGCGGCCGCGCGCUGCUGCACGCAAGGAGCGCCGCCAGGGCUGACAUCCUGCUCAGCUGCAGUGAGCUCCGGGCCGCUGUGGAAGAGGUGCUGCCUGACCUGAAGAAGGAAGGCGUCCGCGUCUUCUAUCUGAGCUCCGCGUCGCCCACGCCGGGGGUUGAGGCUCUGCUGCCCUCCAUCGAGGCUGCUUCUGACGAGCCGAUACCCGACCAGCACCGCGCCAACACCGCACACAACUCCAAAGCCCUCUACAUCUACACCUCUGGCACCACUGGGCUGCCCAAAGCUGCGGUGAUCACAGAGAUGAAGGUGAUGAUGGUGGCCAACCUGGCGCGGAUGUGCGGCCUACGAGAAAACGACGUCGUCUACACGACGCUGCCGCUCUACCACUCGGCUGGGCUCCUCAUCGGGGUGGGAGGCUGCCUCGAGGUCGGAGCCACCUGCGCCCUGCGAGCCAAAUUCUCCGCCUCCCAGUUUUGGGACGACUGCCGCCGCUACAACGUCACCGUCAUCCAGUACGUGGGGGAGCUCAUGCGCUACCUCUGCAACUCCCCCAAGCGGGCCAACGACCGGGAGCACGGCGUGCGUUUGGCCAUCGGCAACGGCAUGAGGGCGGCGGUGUGGAAGGAGUUCCUGCAGCGCUUCGGCCCCGUCUCCAUCAGUGAAUUCUAUGGGGCCACCGAAGGCAACGCUGGCUUCAUCAACUACACCGGAAAGAUCGGGGCCGUGGGAAGGGCCAACGUGUUCCUCAAGGUUUUCACUGGCUUUGAGCUCAUCAGGUACAACGUGGAGCAGGAUGAAGCUGUACGCAACCAAGAUGGAUUCUGCAUCCGCGUCCAGCCCGGUGAGACGGGGCUGCUGGUCAUCAAAAUCACCUCCAACACCCCUUUCCACGGCUACGCGGGCGAUUCCCAGAAGACGGAAAAGAAGAUUUUGAGGGACGUCUUUGUGAAAGGCGAUGCCUUCUUCAACAGCGGCGACCUCCUCGUGAUGGACCAUGAGAGAUUCCUCUAUUUCCAGGACCGCGUCGGGGACACCUUCCGCUGGAAAGGUGAGAACGUGGCUACGACAGAAGUGGAGGCCACUCUGGCCAUGGUGGAUUUCAUCCAAGAGGUCAACGUCUAUGGGGUGGCUGUGCCAGGUGAGGGAAGUGCGGCCAUGGCGGCCGUGCGCCUGAAACCCGGGCAGAGCUUCGAUGGCCAGAGCCUCUACGCCUUCACCAGGGACACGCUGCCCAUCUACGCUGCACCCCGCUUCGUGCGGAUCCAGGACGUCCUGGAGAUCACCGGGACCUUCAAGCAAUGCAAAGGCAACCUGGUCAAAGAAGGCUUUGACCCCAACGCCAUCACAGACCCGCUCUUCUUCCGCGACGAGGUGAAAAAAUCCUACGUGCCCAUGAACCCCAACAUCUACGCCAACAUCCUGGAUGGGAGCCUCAACCUGUAGGAGGAGGAGCUGUGCCACGGCUGAUCGUUUUCACAGACAAAUUUUGGGGGGGGGGAAUCAUUUCUGACAGCACCGGCGCACGAUGAGGGCGAGAGGCUGAUGGCAGCACUCGUUUUCACCCAGAAAUUAAAGGCUUAAUUCCAGUAAUUCGGGUCAAGCUGGAUGCCUGGAUGAUGAGAGGUGUUUUCUGAGCUCCCAGCUCAGAACUGAUGCUGAUCAACAUCAGCUCUGAGCUGAUGAGAGAUGGUUUUCUGCUUCUCCCCCAAACCCUCCCCAUGGCCAGGAAGGCGUUCGGUGCCAGCCCUACAAACACACCGGGCCCCCGAGACGACUCUGCCCUCCCAACAAAUCCAACACAGAACUGAUUUAUUUCCCUCCACCCAAUCUCCUGUUCCAAGCACCUCCAAGCAGGUUGGCUCGCUCAUCAAUCAGCUCACCAAUUCGGUCGACUCUCCCUUCUAACAAUUCUUCCUGGUGAGCAAAAUCCAACUGAGAAAUGCCAUCCUUAAUCCUUGCCUCCGGAUGCCAGCCGACCCCCUUGCUUUUUUUUGCCUUUUUUUCCCCCCCCCC
Lagopus muta (rock ptarmigan) is the source of this 2489-nucleotide messenger RNA. RefSeq names its product very long-chain acyl-CoA synthetase-like. Gene Ontology annotation, cellular component: endoplasmic reticulum. The coding region runs from base 57 to 1919 and encodes 620 amino acids. The transcript has 10 exons. The record is from RefSeq and is a predicted model, not a curated record. Gene Ontology annotation, molecular function: long-chain fatty acid transmembrane transporter activity; long-chain fatty acid-CoA ligase activity. Lineage: Eukaryota; Metazoa; Chordata; Aves; Galliformes; Phasianidae.